CUCAACAAAGCAAGUACUCUUAAUUUAGUAACAGUGUUGAUUUAUCCACUCGUUCACUACAUUUGGCGUCGCCGUACAAGGUUUUUUUGUAUAAAGUCAUUCAUGAGGUUACACCAACAACUCCUACAAAUAACACAAUAAAAAAUGACCUGAGACCAAAGGAAAAAGAAUAUUCAGGCCCCAAGAAAUUGUCCAGUACGAAUGUUGAUGGAUUACGAUCCAAAGCGGGCAGAAUGGAUGAAAAUAAUACAAAGAAAAUAUCAAAACAGGAAGAAAUAACCAAUGAAGACCGGGUAUGCAAUAACACGCUGUGUGAUAUGAAUGGUGGUACUUGUGGUGUAUUUACCUGUAAAACAGGCGGCGAAUCAUGUGGGUCUGGACAUUGUCCUGUCGGUGCAAAGUGUGUAAAUGACGUCUGUAGAGAUAUUGUUGGAAUUACUGCAUUCCAUACAUACCACCAUGUACGUUAUUUGGUUAAACGAGGCGAAUCAUGUGGGUCUGGACAUUGUCCUGUCGAUGCAAAGUGUGUAAAUGACGUCUGUAGAGUCCUGUGUACUAAUGAUUUAUGUAUGUUUGGUACCUGUGACACAGCAACAGACACAUGCAACGUCCCAUUUUGUGAAGAACAUUUUUGCUGGAUAAUUCAAACAACUUCUAAAAGCUUCACGAGAAAACAUGACCUAAGACCACCAUCACGACCCAGGGCGAGCAAAGUGAAUGAAAAUAAUAUAAAUAACAUAUCAACACAAGAAGAAAUAGCCAAUCAAGACCGGGUAUGCAAUAAAACACAGUGUGAAAUGAAUGGUGGUGAUUGUUCAAUAGUGUUCUGUGCAACAUACGAAACAGAUUGUGGAAGUGUUGUUUGUAAUGAGCUGCAAGUGUGUAUAAAUAAUACGUGUACAGAGCCCGAUACUCUUUACAGUACUGGGUUAUGUAAGACCGUUAAAUGUUAUACCACUGAUCAAGGUGAAUCAUGUGGUUCUGGAUAUUGUACUGAUAAAUUAUUUGAAAAGUGUAUUAAUAGCGUUUGUAGAGUACGGUGUGAUUAUGAUGGUAAUUGUCUACAUGGUACUUGUGACACAGGAACAGGCACGUGCAACGUUCCGUGUAAAACUUACGAUGACUGCCAUGGUACACAAUGCAUCGGCGGUUUCUGCUCUGCCCCAUUAUGUGGAGAACCAUAUUGCCAGGUUAGACCAACAACUUCUACAAAUAACACAAUAAAAAAUGACCUGAGACCAAAGGAAAAAGAAUAUUCAGGCCCCAAGCCAUUGUCCAGUACGAAUGUUGAUGGAUUACGAUCCAGGGCGAGUAGAAUGGAUGAAAAUAAUACAAAGAAAAUAUCAAAACAGGAAGAAAUAACCAAUGAAGACCGGGCAUGCAAUAAAACACAGUGUGAAAUGAAUGGUGGUAUUUGUUUUGUAUAUAAGUGUAAAAGAACCGAUACUGUUGAAUAUACUGCAUUCCGUACAGCCCGUUUUGGUUAUUUCGUUGAACAAGGCGAAUCAUGUGGUUCUGGACAUUGUCCUUUCAAUGCAAAGUGUAUAAAUGACGUCUGUAGAGUACCGUGUGGGCAUAAUCAUAAAUGUACAGGUGGUUCUUGUGACACAGUAACAGGCACGUGCAACGUUCCGUGUGAUACUCCCGCUGACUGUACUGGAUUUCAAUGUAUCGGGGGUACCUGCUAUACCCCAUUAUGUGAAGAACAGAUUUGCAGGAUAAUUCAAACAACUUCUAAAAACUACACCAGAAAACAUGACAUAAUACCACCAUCACGACACAGAGCGAACAAUCUGGAUGAAAAUAAUAUAAAGAACAUAUCAAAACAAGAAGAAAUAACCAAUCAAGAUCGGGUAUGCAAUAAAACACAGUGUGAUAUGAAUGGUGGUACUUGUGAAGUAGUGUUCUGUGAAACAAACGGCCAAUCAUGUGGUUCUGGACAUUGUCCUUUGCAUAUAAACUGUAUAAAUGGCGUCUGUAGAGCCCAGUGUGAUAAUGGUUUAUGUGCCGGUGGUACCUGUGACAGAUCAACAAACACGUGCAACGGUAAAUAUACCAGUUUUUAUUAUGUUAUAGAUAGGUGA
Messenger RNA from Patella vulgata (common limpet), 2084 nucleotides. Its product is annotated as prestalk protein-like. The record is from RefSeq and is a predicted model, not a curated record. Lineage: Eukaryota; Metazoa; Mollusca; Gastropoda; Patellidae. The transcript has 27 exons. The coding region runs from base 234 to 2084 and encodes 616 amino acids.